This is a messenger RNA of Phytophthora nicotianae INRA-310, 966 nucleotides long. RefSeq lists its product as hypothetical. The coding region runs from base 1 to 966 and encodes 321 amino acids. NCBI's taxonomy places the organism in Eukaryota, Oomycota, Peronosporomycetes, Peronosporales, Peronosporaceae. The record is from RefSeq and is a predicted model, not a curated record. The transcript has 3 exons.
AUGGGAGCGGCUAGCAACUGGGCGGAACGCGACUUCGACAGUCUGCGCCGGACGUUCAAGGCUCUUUACAGCACGCGCAAGCCGACCGGCAAGGCCAACAUCCCGCCGCACAUUGAGCGCGCGAAGGACCUGAAAAGAGCCGUGGAUGACAAGGCAAAUGUCAUUGAGAUGGACGAUUGCGUUAAAGAAGAUAGUGAUGAGGAGCCGGACGAAGAGAACGAAGAAGAGGAGGAACGAGCGAUCGAGCCCGACUUCAGCUUCAAUUAUGAACCGGAUGACACACUCUUCCCCGAUCGUGAUGCUGGAGGAAGCACCGUCGAUAUCGGGACCGACGCGCAGAGUGGUGCGUCCUUAUCCACCUCCACCGGCUUGGAAUCCUCUGAGUGGAUGGUCUGGAAGCAUUUGCACCCACAAUUGAACUCGGUUCCUCCACCGGACCAGCACCAACGCGCUCUCUGCGCUCGGCAGGACUCCGAAGGCGGAAAGCCACCCCGAGCCGCCAACACGACGAAACCGAAGGCCAGGAAGACCAAGUCUGGACAGCGCCCAGACAACCAUGAAGGAGCAGGUGGUCGUGGCUUCAACGAUCUGCAGGCUUCAUCUAACCGUCUCGGAGGCGGUGACUUACGUAUAUUUCGUGUUAGACUCGUAACGAAGCGAUCCAGCGAAGAGGGCGACCUUGAAAGUGCAGAGGCGAGCUUUGCGAAAGGGAAGCGCAUGAGAGCUGUACUGGCUACUGAAGCUCUACAGCAGAAGCUCGCGAAGAUCCAGCAAGCGUCCUCAAGCCUCGGAGGCAGCAUGAUGGAGUUGGUACUGAUCAUGCGUGAAGAAAAUGAGCUGAAAGCCGAAGCUCGUCGAGCCGAAGAAGAUGAGUGUCGGCGUGACGAGCUAUCUGCCCGUGAAGAACGUUACCAAGCUGAAAAAAAAGAUGCCGAGGAACGCCGUCGUCAGGAGAGUUUGGAGUGA